AUUUAUAAUUAACAACCACAGACCUAUAUAUGUACCUCAGUGAAUACUGAACUGAAAGCUGGAAUUCCUAGAAAUUAAGUAAUUUAUUCGGGGAAAUACUUCAACAACCAUGUGCAUUGUGUUUCUGUCCAUCUCAGAUAAUCCGGAACAAGAUGGAUAUAAGGUUAUCAUUGCCGCAAAUCGAGAUGAGUUCUAUAAUCGACCAACGAAAGAGCUCAAUUGGUGGGAUAGUCAACCAGAUAUAAUCUCAGGUGCAAAAACUAGAUGGUUUUACUAAGUCGAACAUUAUCGGCAACUCUAAAAGUGAAGACCAUUAUUCGAGUGACUAUGUCACCAUACGAGACUUAGUCCUACCCAUAUGAAUUUAUUCAUAUAUUGUCCAAAGUCUCCAAUGCUUGACAAUCUUUCUCAUCAAGGGAAGAUGCUUGCACAUCAAAGGGUUAAACCAUAAAUAUCCAGCACCCUAUAAUUCCACUGAUAGUCCAGAUUAACCCAUUGAGUGGAAGCUAGCAUUCUUCCUUUGACAAGUAAAAUUGUCUGGUAUUAGACAGAGUAAAUUAUAAUAAAGUUAGGGCACAUUGCCAAUUAAACUUUAAAAAGUCAUCCUGCAAUUUUCUUUCUAAGAAUUUCUAUAUCACCUCUAUACUAUUGCUACAGGUGUUGACCUGUUUCCUGGAAAGGAAGGUGGGACAUGGCUCGGAAUGACGAAAACUGGGAAAAUUGGAAUCCUGACAAACUACCGACAGAGUGAAAAAUUUAGAAACCAGAGCGAUAAGGGCAGAGGGCACCUGGUAUCAGAUUUUCUGAAAUCUGAAGAAAACCCCAGAAAAUUCCUAGAAAAUGUUAAGAAACACGGCAGUGAAUAUGGUGGCUUUAAUUUGAUUCUUGGCGAUGUCUUUCAAGGCAAAUCUGAAAUGGAUUUCAGUUAUUAUUGCAACAAAGAGCACCAGCCUUUAGAGAAUUUGAAAGCUGGAAUCUACGCGCUCAGUAAUCGAUAUUUGGACUAUUGCUGGAAGAAAGUUGUUUUGGGAAAAGAACGGUUUGAAAAAAUUGUGAAAGGGGAUAGCGUGAUGCAAGAAAAAAUUGAAAAAGUUUUCGAGCUAUUACGUGAUGAGACCAGGUGCAUAAGGGUAUAGAGGCGGGAGGGGUAGUGGAUACAUCACCCAGAACACCUGCCACCAGUAUUAAAGGGGGGUGAAGGUGGGGGGGGGCAGAAAAAUAGGAGAGAGCGAAUAGGUUUUCUUGCUUGCCUGUUUCCUACUGCCUGUUACCCCACCUAAAAUUUUUCUGCCCAUAAGUCCUCCCCAAAAAACUAGCUACUACAUGCAGGCUAGCUUUAAUUGUUAGAUUUCCUUUUUUCUAGAUAUGGUGUUGAUGAUGUUUUCCGUGGUCCUGAAGACGAAGGCUUUCCUGACUGUUUUCUUGAAGUGUUGUCUGCAAUAUCAGUGAAAUCAAAUAUCCCUGAAAUCCAAUAUGGUACAAGGUGUGUUAUUUUGUGGUGUCUAUAACUAGUUUGCUCUGAAUAACGCUAGACGAUUCCGAAAGUCAUUUUUAUCUCAGACUUACCAGACCAUGCAUACAGAAAGUCAUUUUUAUCUCUGACAUACCAGACCAUAUUACAAGCAAUUAAUUUUAUUUUUUUUCAAUUUUUAGAACAAACUCUGUAAUAGUGGUAGAUCAUGAGGACAAUGUUACAUUUCGUGAACGGACUAUGGUCGAGCCAAUCAACACAAAAAAUCCUGUGUGGAAAAUGAGCACUUUUGAAUUUAAAAUUGUAGUUUAAUUAUUUUGUAAUAUUGACUUUAUAUUUAUAAUCUAUUAUAUCUUAUUGAAC
Molecule: messenger RNA, 1834 nt
Organism: Paramuricea clavata
Lineage: Eukaryota; Metazoa; Cnidaria; Anthozoa; Malacalcyonacea; Plexauridae
Source: the annotation of a GenBank genome assembly